CACCUAUAGCUGCAACCGCGUGGAAGGCCUGCUGGCUCCGGCUGAGAUCCGGCCGGCACUUUUCUUGCCCUUAAAACCUAAGGUUGCUCUGCCCGCUUGUGUGGAGCUGCGAUCUGUAAGGCGUUGGGAGCUGCAGGCGGACUCGGGGGGCCCAGGAACCAGAAAUGGACUCAGUGGCCUUUGAGGAUGUUAAUGUGAAGUUCACCAAGGAGGAGUGGGCUUUCCUGGAUCCGACCCAGAAGAAACUCUACACAGAUGUGUUGCUAGAAACCUUCUGGAACCUGGCAUCAGUAGUGUGUAUUUUAGAAGAAAAAUGGGAAGACCAUGAUGGUGAAGAUCAGUAUGAAAAUCAUGGGAUGAAUCUUAGUAGUCAUGUGGUAGAGAGACUCUGUACAAGGAAGGAUGGUGGUCAAUGCAAACUUCAGCCACACUCCAAAUCAUAAUGAAAAGAAGGAAACUCCUACUGAAAUAAAACAACCUAAAGCCACAUUGUGUAGGCAAAUCUUCAUGGAUUAUUUAUCCUUGAAUAACCACCUGAGCUCUCACAUUGGACCCAAACUAUACCUGUGUCAGGAAUAUGAAAAAAACCCUUAUAAAUGCAUGGAACCUGAGAAAGCUUUCAGGCAUCACCAACAUAUUCAAAGACAUGAAGGCAGCCCCAGUGGGAAAGCUUUCCACUAUUCAACUUCCCUUAGAAAUCAUGAAGGAACGGAUAUCGCUGGGAAACCGUAUGAGUGUAAGCAAUGUGGGAAAGGCUUUAGUAGUCUUAUUUACUUUAAACUUCACAAAAACACUCAUAGUGGAGAGAAACCACAUCAAAGUAAGCAAUGUGGCAAAGCUUUCAGUUCUCCCAAGUACUCUGGAGAAAAUGAAAGAACACACACUGCAGAAAAGCCCUAUCAAUGUAAGAAAUCUGGCAAAGCUUUCAGUUCCAUUUCUCUUAGAAAUCCUGAAAGAACUCAUACUGGUGAGAAAUCUUAUGAAUGUAAGCAAUGUGGGAAAGCCUUCCGUUCUCUCAGUUUUCUUGUAAGUCAUAAAAGAAGUCAUGCCGCAAAGAAGCCUCAUGAAUGUAAGGAAUGUGGUAAAACAUUUCCUUAUCCUUCUUUACUUAGAAGUCAUGAAAUAAUUCAUACCCGGGAAAAGCCCUAUGAAUGUAAGCUUUGUAGUAAAGUUUUCUCUCUUUCAAGUUCCCUUCGAAAACAUAAAAGAAUUCAUACUGGUGAAAAAUCUUACGAAUGUCAGCAAUGUGGUAAGCAUUUUAGUUUUUACACAUCUCUUAGAAAUCAUAAAAUAAUGCAUGCUGGGGAGAAACCAUAUGACUGUAACUGUGGGAAAGCUUUCAGGUAUUCCAGUUCCCUUCGAUAUCAUGAAAGAAUGCAUACUGGGGAGAAGCCCUAUGAAUGUAAGCAAUGUGGGAAAACCUUCCGUUGUCUCAAACAUCUUCGAAUACAUACAAGAAGUCAUGAUGGAAAAAAGCCUCAUGAAUGCAAGCAAUGUGGUAAAACUUUCUGUGAUGCAUAUUCCCUCUGACGUCAUGAGAGUAUUCAUACUGGGGAAAAACCUUAUGAAUGUAAUCAUUGUGGUAAAGCUUUCUCUGAUCUAACUUACCUCCGAUGUCAUGAAA
Myotis myotis is the source of this 1624-nucleotide messenger RNA. RefSeq names its product zinc finger protein 709-like. Lineage: Eukaryota; Metazoa; Chordata; Mammalia; Chiroptera; Vespertilionidae. Gene Ontology annotation, molecular function: RNA polymerase II cis-regulatory region sequence-specific DNA binding; DNA-binding transcription factor activity. The record is from RefSeq and is a predicted model, not a curated record. Gene Ontology annotation, biological process: regulation of transcription by RNA polymerase II.